Molecule: messenger RNA, 1000 nt
Organism: Serpula lacrymans var. lacrymans S7.9
Lineage: Eukaryota; Fungi; Basidiomycota; Agaricomycetes; Boletales; Serpulaceae
Exons: 6
Coding region: 30-914 (294 amino acids)
Biological process (GO): monoatomic anion transmembrane transport
Cellular component (GO): mitochondrial outer membrane
Molecular function (GO): voltage-gated monoatomic anion channel activity
Source: RefSeq, a predicted model, not a curated record
AACGCUCUAUCUUUCAAUUCACGACCACAAUGUCUCUCCCUCAGCCCGUACCCCCAUCCUGGAAGGACCUCGGCAAGUCCUCCAAUGAUUUGUUGGGGAAGGACUACUACUUCCAGGGAACCUCUCUCGAGGUUAAAACCAAAACGCCAUCCAACGUGACCUUCAAGGUCAGCGGCAAGCAGGACCAGAAGUCCAACGCGAUUAAUGGCGACAUCGAGGCCAAGUAUGCCGACUUCAAGAACGGCCUUGUAUUCACCCAGUCGUGGACCACUUCGAAUAUCUUGCGCAGUCAACUCGAGCUCGAGAACUACAUGGCAAAAGGUCUAAAACUCGACCUUAGCACUGCUCUCCUUCCUGAAAAGGGCUCCAAGUCCGCUCUCCUUAACGCCAUCUACAAACAAUCCGGUGUGCACACCCGGGCUACCCUCGAUCUUUUCAAAGGUCCCACUUUCACCGCUGAUACUGUUGUCGGACGUGAUGGUUUCCUUUUCGGUGCUGAGGCCGCAUACAACGUGACUGAGGGCAGGAUCACUCGUUACGCUGCUGCUGUUGGUUACAACGCUCGCGAAUAUGCUCUUACCCUCCACGGUCUCAGUAACCUGAGCACCUACUCUGCUAGCUACUACCAUCGCGUCAGCCCUGACGUCGAGGCCGGUGCUAAAGCUGUCUACGACACCAAGGCCACCACUCAAGGUGUUUCCCUCGAAGUCGGUGCUAAGACUUUCCUCGACUCAGCCGCAUAUAUCAAGGCUAAGAUCAACAACUCUGGUGUUUUGGCCCUCGGUUACACCCAAACUCUUCGUCCUGGUGUAAAAGCCUCGUUCGGUCUUGCCCUCGACACUCAACGACUAAACGACCUUUCUGCUACCGGGCCCACUCACAAAGUUGGUGCUCAUUUCAUUUUCGAGGCAUAGAGUGUUAUUGUAGCAUAACAUAUUGUGGGCCGAACGUAAUUGGACAUGUUAUACAUUCAUUUUGGUCCCGAACCACUAUUUGCUGC